Messenger RNA from Drosophila obscura, 328 nucleotides. Its product is annotated as accessory gland-specific peptide 70A. Gene Ontology annotation, cellular component: extracellular region. The coding region runs from base 20 to 184 and encodes 54 amino acids. Gene Ontology annotation, molecular function: hormone activity. The transcript is spliced from 2 exons. NCBI's taxonomy places the organism in Eukaryota, Metazoa, Arthropoda, Insecta, Diptera, Drosophilidae. Gene Ontology annotation, biological process: regulation of female receptivity, post-mating. The record is from RefSeq and is a predicted model, not a curated record.
CCACACCGUAAAUCCAGAAAUGAAGGGCCCAAUAACGUUGAUGCUACUCCUUCUGCUCGUGGGUGUGGCCGUGGUCAGGCCAAAUCCUAUGCCUCAACGUAGACGAACUACUCCUAGACCCACUGGCAUUCAGAAAUGGUGUAGAAUUAACUUUGGACCGGCUUGGGGUGGCAGAGGAUGCUAGAAAAGAAUGCAUCUAGGGUGCAGCUUAGACGUACUUAACAGUCUUGAAUCUCGGCUUAAUAAACUUAAUAAUAUUCAGAGAGGGACAGGCUGCUACGUUACUGUCGUUCGUUCUGUCUGAUUGAUGAUUGAAGGCUGACAAGAA